Molecule: messenger RNA, 2446 nt
Organism: Nicrophorus vespilloides
Lineage: Eukaryota; Metazoa; Arthropoda; Insecta; Coleoptera; Silphidae
Gene: cdc14
Product: dual specificity protein phosphatase CDC14A
Exons: 8
Coding region: 310-1998 (562 amino acids)
Biological process (GO): positive regulation of cytokinesis; cilium assembly; protein dephosphorylation
Cellular component (GO): spindle pole; kinociliary basal body; nucleolus
Molecular function (GO): protein tyrosine/serine/threonine phosphatase activity; protein serine/threonine phosphatase activity
Source: RefSeq, a predicted model, not a curated record
UUUAUUUUUUAGUAACUGUUAUUGUGUCAUGGCGGUACGGUCUGUGUUGUUUUCGUUCUGUGAUUAAAGCUAAAUCCCAAUAGUCUGAAGGUGUUAUGUUUACCUGAGCAAUUUCUUCUGUCCUGGGGUCGACCUAGGCGGAAAAUGCAAAUAUAUAUUUAAGGCAGCGAUAAAUGUGUACGCUUUCUGCCGAUCCCCAAAUCCGUUUCAAGAAAAUACGCAGUUAGUGUUAUAUAUUUAUUGUAUACCCACUAAUUCAACACCUACACAUAGUGGGAUUGUUCUGAUCAAAUAAAAAUACAUUACAAAAUGCAGGACGAGGAUGUUUUGGUCAGUGCUGCUGAAUUCAUUAAAGAUCGACUUUAUUUUGUGACAUUGAGAACAGAAGAGCAGCCUAGAGCUACAGCAUGCACUCACUACUUUACUGUAGAGAAAAUAUAUAACUAUGAGAGUUUCUUUUAUGACUUUGGUCCACUGAAUAUUUCUAUGUUAUAUAGUUAUUGCAACAAACUAAACAAGAAACUCAAUGCAGUAACUUUGAAACACAAACGUAUUGUACACACAACUACAGAUCAUAAGAGGAACCGGUUAAAUGCAGCUUGCUUAAUUGGAUGCUAUGCAAUAAUUUAUUUAGAUUUUACACCACAGAAAGCUUUUGAUGUUUUGAAUAUGAACAAUCAUAUACCAUUCAUUGAGUAUAGGGAUGCUUCAAUUGGAGAGCCAUACACUAUCUCUCUCAUGGACUGCUUGAAAGGCCUGAGCAAAGCAAAGAAAUGUGGCUUCUUUGAUUUCACAAACUUCAAUCAAACACUUUAUGAAUAUUAUGAGCACGUGGAGAACGGCGAUCUUAAUUGGAUUGUACCUGAGAAAUUUCUUGGCUUCUGUGGACCUCACAACCAAAGCAGAGUGCAUCAUGGGUACCCUUUACAUGCCCCUGAGUUUUAUUUCAAUUAUUUUCAAAAGAACUACGUCACAACUAUAAUUAGGUUGAAUAAGAAAAUUUACGACUCUAAUAAGUUUGUGAACGCCGGUUUCGAGCACUACGAUUUGUACUUUUUAGAUGGUAGCACGCCAACUGACAAAAUUCUGCACGAUUUUAUGAAUAUUUGCGAAAGAGCUCCUGGAGCUGUAGCUGUACACUGCAAAGCUGGUCUUGGACGGACAGGCACUUUAAUUGGUUGCUAUUUAAUGAAGCAUUAUAAGUUUGCCGCUAAAGAAGCUGUAGCCUGGAUCCGUAUGUGCCGACCGGGAUCUGUUAUUAGCCAUCAACAAGUAUGGUUGGAAUGCAAACAAGAUCAAAUGUGGAAGGAAGGCGAGAUGUAUCGAAUGGCGAGGGAUCUGAAAAGUCCUCUUUGUCAUAAGAAAGGCAUUUAUGCUGAUAUGGCGACAGAAGGACUCGAAGAUGAUGUGCCGCAGCAGGUCUGUUGCAUUCUGAAGAAGGUUAACACGAUGAAGUUGAAUGACAAGGAAGAAGUGAAAUCGCCCAGCGAAGAGAACGCUUCGCCUUUGACUCAAGGCGAUAAGCUGAAUCAAAUAAAGGCACUGAGAAGGCAGACCAGACCUCUGGUUACAAGACCGAUCAACGAUAGAAAAACAGCAGUAUUAAGAACUACAGCCGUUUUGAGAUCAAGCAAAAUAUCUCCAGUGUCUACUUUAAAAACACCUACAGCUUCGUCGGCAGCGCGAGUUAUAACGACAAAGAGAAAUGACGAGACCCCAAGACGGAGUAGUCAAAGAAAGUUGACUCCAACGUCAGUAGUGAGUGUUAAGUCAUCGACACCGAAGACCAACGAGAAUGGGUGGUUGUUGCAGGUCGAGGCAGACGCCAAAAAGGAAACGAAGCAAGUUAAACGAGCGAAAAGGACGCUCACGUCUGAAAAGGAGAAGUCCACGUCGGUGAAAGUGCUGAGACCGUCCAAUCCUAUCUCGCUGUUGGACAAAACAACGGCCAGGCCGAAACUUAGCCUACCUAAUGUUAAGAACAAUAAGACGCUUUAAGAUGUUGUUGUUUUUUUCUUGCUAUUAUGUGUACAUAAGAUAUGUAUAGAGAUUAUACUUAACGACAGAAAUGCCUUUUUACUAAAUGCACAUGUUAACUUAUAUUUUUGUUCGUGCAAUUAUUAAUAUUAUUAUCGUUGUUAUUUGUGUAUGAGCUGUGGCCGUUUCCAUUUGAAACGCAAUCUUUACAUCACAUUAUUUUAUGGAUACCCAAUUUUAUAUUUUAUAAUGCCGUUUCAAAUGGACAACUUGCCACCAUGAGAUAAGAUAUAUGAGAACUUGAUUAGAAUAGUAACAUAUCAACCACUAGUACAUUUUGCAUCGAUGUAAAUUAAUUUCAAGAUAUGUUGAAACUAAGAAAAUAAUUUUUAAUUUGUACACUGAAAUUUACCUGUAGUUGUUUUUUUUAUAAUAUGAUUACUAAAUAUAAGAUGGUAUUGACUGGUAA